UGUACAUCUUUGGGAAAAGCGACUCUUAUCGCGAGAAACCAUAAAAAAUAUGGUACAAAGAUUAAAAGAGAAACCCACGCUGUAACUCGUCUAUGAAUUAUCAGAGCACACGACACACGGUCAUGUACGAAAUCCCCGGGAACGAAACGGUGGAAGGCAACGAAACUCUCCCGUCCAACGUGUCCCUAAACGAGGAAUACAUCUUCGACAGAACCGACGUGAAAGUGAUUUUUAUUACACUUUACAGUAUCGUGUUUGUCUGCUGCUUCUUCGGUAAUUUGCUUGUGAUCCUGGUGGUUACCUUUUCUCGACGACUACGAAGUAUCACAAACUUCUUUCUGGCAAACUUAGCCGUGGCCGAUUUCUGCGUCGGCAUAUUCUGCGUGUACCAAACCCUGACCAACUACCUGAUGAACAGCUGGCUGCUCGGUGACUUUCUUUGCAAAGUUUACAUGUUCGUCCACGCACUUUCUUACACAGCCAGUAUAUUGAUCCUGGUGGUAGUCUGCGUGGAACGAUAUUUGGCAAUCGUUCAUCCGAUCAAAUGCAGAUCCGUGCUCACCAGACGUCGACUGCAACUGGUGAUCGGUGUAGUUUGGAUGGUCGCGGCGAUCUACGCUUCUCCCAGGUUCUUUUACGUCGAGACCAUGAGAAACCGUUUGAUCACGGGCGACGUAGACAUCAUCUGCUUGGCCAACAUUAAGAAACACAACAAGGUCGUCCUGGACGCGGUAAACCUCGUCUUUCUCUACCUAGUUCCGCUCGCCCUGAUGUGUCAUUUGUACUCGAGAUUGGCGGUAGGUUUAUGGAAAAGUAGCGCCACCCUAAGCGGUGCAGCUAGCAACGCUAGAAAUGGUAAAUCGCAUCGCAUCCAGACUUCCAGCAGAAACGUGCUGCGAGCCAGACGCGGCGUCAUCAGAAUGUUGAUCGCCGUGGUUAUGAUGUUCGCUGUCUGCAAUUUGCCGCAACAAGCACGAAUCGCCUGGGGAUAUUGGGACUCGAACUACGAUCGUACAUCGGACUUUAGCACUCUCCUAACUUUGUCGACUUUCUUGAUUUCCUAUGUGAACUCUUGCCUCAAUCCGCUCCUCUACGCUUUCCUGUCCCGGAAUUUUCAGAAAGGGACCAGAGAACUUUUCAACUGUUACGGGAAAAGGAGAAAAAGAAGCGGCGCGGGAGAUAGUGCUUUAGCAAUGGGAUGCACCAGAGGAGAUACAUCGACGCGACAGGAGAAUAGUCUGAACGCGAAUAUUGCACAGGCUUCCCUUAUUCGGACCAGUUCUGGACAAGAUGCUUCUCGAACCUCUCGAACUUUUUUUAGGCAGACAACUUGCGAAAAAAGUAUGUGAUUUAGAAAGUUUUUUGGCGGACUUAUCGUUAGCUAUGUGGGUUCUACCGCUACCCCUAAGAUACUGAGGUCAAGCUAAAUUGACCGUGGAUCCGGUCAAGGAUGGGUUACCGCUCGAGGUGGAAGACCGAAAAAAUGUUUUCAGAACCUUUUGGUGCAUCGUGACGGAUUAAAUUUGGAAUUUUGAAAUUAAAAAUCCCUCUUCUCUUAUCAUAUAUCAGUAAUUUUGAAAUUUGAAAUAUAAUUGGGAAUCUACCCGACCCGAAAUUUCAAAGAGAAGAAGUUCUGGACCCGUCCCGAUCCCGAAAAGGGGAAAUUAGGAAAUUCCUCGACCCGAUUUGGAAAAGAAAAAAUUGGGAAAUUCCUUGAUCCGAGUUGAUCCCGAAAAGAGAAAAUUGGGAAAUUCCUCGACUCGACCCGAUCUCAAAAAGAAUCCCGAAAACGGGAAAUUCCCCAAAAAAUUCUCGACCCGACCCGACACAAAUAAUGAACAAAAAACUUCAUUAUAUAAAGGUCGAAAAGAAAAAUGGAAGGACACAG
Osmia bicornis bicornis is the source of this 1888-nucleotide messenger RNA. Its product is annotated as trissin receptor. The record is from RefSeq and is a predicted model, not a curated record. The transcript has 4 exons. Gene Ontology annotation, molecular function: neuropeptide Y receptor activity. Bases 93 to 1349 code for a protein of 418 amino acids. Gene Ontology annotation, biological process: G protein-coupled receptor signaling pathway. Gene Ontology annotation, cellular component: plasma membrane. NCBI's taxonomy places the organism in Eukaryota, Metazoa, Arthropoda, Insecta, Hymenoptera, Megachilidae.